GUCGUUGUCAUUGAAAGACGUUCGUACUUUGUCGUUGACCGACACGUAUCUUAUCAAGUCGAGUCGCAUGAAAUAACCGGUUCUGUGAUAAAAGGAGGGGGGGUCAUUUGUUGGUAAGCAGUGUGUGCUUAGGUGUGGUGUUGAGUGCAGUUCAGGUGGGUAUUGAGGCUAGGUAGUCGCUGGGUGUCGCCGCGAACAUCGAUUGAGAUUCAGUCCAUGUUCUGCAAGAAUCUAGUACAAAUUCUGCAUACACGGCAUAAUGAGACGAGCCUCAUUAAAUAUGCUCUGAUAGAUGUGAUGCUACUCACUCUUGCAACAGGAGUAGAGCACUGGUGUGGUCGUAGAGCGUCCUCGUCACUGCGUUGUCAGGGCCCAUCUCAGUUCUCGCUAGAUACCAACUCUGAACAAGGCCUGGCGAGAAUCGGACGACUUUCCGUCUCAACAACGUUUAAUACUAGGUCCUCCUCAGCCCAGCUCACUCAUUCAGUUGAGCUUAAAGUCGGUGUGCCUCAUUUAUGUUGUGAUAAUCGCGGUCCGAACACUUUAUACGCUCUUGACGCUGUAUACGCCGCAUACGCGAUUAUUCUUCCAAUGGUAUGCUACUUGCUUACUUGGAGAAGAAGUAAAAGUCACUUGAAUAUGCAAAUAAUUGAAAGGGAACCUCCUCAAAAAGGAUCACAAUAUUCUUACGUUGUCAUUGAUCAUCGCGGAGCUGCCUCCGGAUUGCCCAUAGCAAUCCCACCCAGCGCAAGCCGAACCCCGCAGUUUGGCCAUAGCUCUGCUCAACGUCAUAGGCUCAUAAAGCUCCACCAAACCCCAUCCGAACACUAGCCUACGAGCAAUUGACGUCUUCAGGUGGGCUAAGCUAUCUUUAUUCCCACGUGUGCCGCCUUUAGAGGGGGCGAGUCCGUUGUAGUUUAUAAUCGAUCUUCACACCCACUCAUAGACGCCAUGCGCUCUUUUGUAACAGCAACUCGAUCACUCGGACGCCAACAAGCUUAUAGAAGUCGCUUCCAGAAGAGGCCAUUACCAGUAAUUGUUUCGCGAGGAUACGCCAACAUGGGUCAUUCAGUACCACCGCUCAAUGACAAGUCUCUCUUGAAGAGCCAGACAUAUGUCAACGGAGAAUGGAUAGAUGCAAAGUCGGGCAAGACUUUCGAGGUCCAUGGUAUUUCUGUCUUUCAAACUCUUCAGAGACCGUCCCUCUAAC
This is a messenger RNA of Alternaria alternata, 1210 nucleotides long. RefSeq lists its product as hypothetical. Lineage: Eukaryota; Fungi; Ascomycota; Dothideomycetes; Pleosporales; Pleosporaceae. The record is from RefSeq and is a predicted model, not a curated record. The coding region runs from base 217 to 831 and encodes 204 amino acids. The transcript is spliced from 2 exons.